AUGCUCCUGAGGCUGCAGACAGGGCUGACCUCACAGGACAAACUCUCACAGCCCAGGUGAGCAUAAUACAAUAAGCCAGGGUAACAGGACAGGCAGGUGAAUAUUGACUGGCACACUUUUAUGAAAAAAAGUGUGGGGAACCCUUUUUGGUGCUAGGUAGAACCCUCUGCAAAGGGUUCUACUUAGAACCCUCUAUAUAGGGUUCUUCAUAGAAGCCCAUGUACAGUGGGGGGAAAAAAGUAUUUAGUCACCCACCAAUUGUGCAAGUUCUCCCACUUAAAAAGAUGAGAGAGGCCUGUAAUUUUCAUCAUAGGUACACGUCAACUAAAUCCAGAAAAUCACAUCGUAGGAUUUUUAAUGAAUUUAUUUGCAAAUUAUGGUGGAAAAUAAGUAUUUGGUCAAUAACAAAAGUUUCUCAAUACUUUGUUAUAUACCCUUUGUUGGCAAUGACACAGGUCAAACGUUUUCUGUAAGUCUUCACAAGGUUUUCACACACUGUUGCUGGUAUUUUGGCCCAUUCCUCCAUGCAGAUCUCCUCUAGAGCAGUGAUGUUUUGGGACUGUCGUUGGCAACACAGACUUUCAACUCCCUCCAAAGAUUUUCUAUGGGGUUGAGAUCUGGAGACUGGCUAGGCCACUCCAGGACCUUGAAAUGCUUCUUACGAAGCCACUCCUUCGUUGCCCGGGCGGUGUGUUUGGGAUCAUUGUCAUGCUGAAAGACCCAGCCACGUUUCAUCUUCAAUGCCCUUGCUGAUGGAAGGAGGUUUUCACUCAAAAUCUCACGAUACAUGGCCCCAUUCAUUCUUUCCUUUACACGGAGCAGUCGUCCUGGUCCCUUUGCAGAAAAACAGCCCCAAAGCAUGUGUUUCCACCCCCAUGCUUCACAGUAGGUAUGGUGUUCUUUGGAUGCAAUUCAGCAUUCUUUGUCCUCCAAACACGACCAGUUGAGUUUUUACCAAAAAGUUCUAUUUUGGUUUCAUCUGACCAUAUGACAUUCUCCCAAUCCUCUUCUGGAUCGUCCAAAUGCACUCUAGCAAACUUCAGACGGGCCUGGACAUGUAUUGGCUUAAGCAGGGGGACACAUCUGGCACUGCAGGAUUUGAGUCCCUGGCGGCGUAGUGUGUUACUGAUGGUAGGCUUUGUUACUUUGGUCCCAGCUCUCUGCAGGUCAUUCACUAGGUCCCCCCUGUGUGGUUCUGGGAUUUUUGCUCACUAUUCUUGUGAUCAUUUUGACCCCACGGGGUGAGAUCUUGCGUGGAGCCCCAGAUCGAGGGAGAUUAUCAGUGGUCUUGUAUGUCUUUCAUUUGCUAAUAAUUGCUCCCACAGUUGAUUUCUUCAAACCAAGCUGCUUACCUAUUGCAGAUUCAGUCUUCCCAGCCUGGUGCAGGUCUACAAUUUUUGUUUCUGGUGUCCUUUGACAGCUCUUUGGUCUUGGCCAUAGUGGAGUUUGGAGUGUGACUGUUUGAGGUUGUGGACAGGUGUCUUUUAUACUGAUAACAACUUCAAACAGGUGCCAUUAAUACAGGUAACGAGUGGAGGACAGAGGAGCCUCUUAAAGAAGAAGUUACAGGUCUGUGAGAGCCAGAAAUCUUGCUUGUUUGUAGGUGACCAAAUACUUAUUUUCCACCAUAAUUUGCAAAUAAAUUCAUAAAAAAUCCUACAAUGUGAUUUUCUGGAUUUUCUUUUCUCAAUUUGUCUGUCAUAGUUGACGUGUACCUAUGAUGAAAAUUACAGGCCUCUCUCAUCUUUUUAAGUGGGAGAACUUGCACAAUUGGUGGCUGACUAAAUACUUUUUCCCCCCACUGUAUAUGGUUCUAUGAUGGAGGCCACUGUGUUCUUGGGGACCUUCAAUGCAGCAGACAUUUUUUGGUACCCUUCCCCAGAUCUGUGCCUCAACACAAUCCUGUCUCCGAGCUCUACAGACAAUAACUUUGACCUCAUGGCUUGGUUUUUGCUCUGACAUGCACUGUCAACUGUGGGACCUUAUAUAGACAGGUGUGUGCCUUUCCAAAUCAUGUCCAAUCAAUUGAAUUUACACAGGUGGACUCCAAUCAAGUGUAGAGACAACUCAAGGAUGAUCAAUGGAAACAGGAUGCACCUGAGCUCAAUUUCGAAUCUCAUAGCAAAGGGUCUGAAUAGUUACGUAAAUAAGGUAUCUGUUUUUUAUUUGUAAUAAUUUAGCAAAAAUUUCUAAAAACCUGUUUUCACUUUGUCAUUAUGGUUUAUUGUGUGUAGAUUGCUGAGGAUUAUUUUAAAAAAAAUCUAUUUUAGAAUAAGGCUGUAACGUAACAAAAUGUGGAAAAAGUCAACGGGUCUGAAUACUUUCCGAAGGCACUAUAUAAUAUACACUGAGUGUACAAAACACCUUCCUAAUAUUGAGUUGCCGCCCCCUGCACUCAGAAAAGCCUCAAUUCGUUGGGGCAUGGACUCUGCAUGGUGUCGAAAGCCCAUGUUGACUUCAAUGCUUCCAAAAGUUGUGUUAAAUUGGCUGGAUGUCCUUUGGGUGGUGGACCAUUCUUGAUACACAAAGGAAACUGUAGAGCUUUAAAAACCUGCCAGCGUUGCAAUUCUUGACACAAACCGGUGCACCUGGCACCUACUACCAUACCCCGUUCAAAGGAACUAAAAUAUUUUGUCUUGCCCAUUCACCCUCUGAAUCGCACACAUACACAAUCCAUGUCUCAAGGCUUAAAAAUCCUUAUUUAGCCUGUCUCCUCCCCUUCAUCGACACUGAUUGAAGUGGAUUUAACAAGUGACAUCAAUAAGGGAUCAUAGCUUUCACCUGGUCAGUCGAUGACAUAGAAAGAGCAGGUGUUCAUAAUGUUGUGUGUUCACAAACACAUAUAAAUAAUUUUCCAUACACACAAAAAGUUUAUUUCUCUCAAAUUGUGUGCACUAAUUUGUUUACAUCCCUGUUAAUAAUCCAUCCACCUGAUAGGUGAGGCAUAUCAAGAAGCUGAUUAAACAGCAUGAUCAUUACACAGGUGCACCUUGUGCUGGGGACACUAAAAGGCCACUAAAUUCUGCAGUUUUGUCACACAAAACAAUGCCACAGAUGUCUCAAGUUUUGAGGGAGUGUGCAAUUGACAUGCUGACUGUAGGAAUGUCCACCAGAGCUGUUGCCAGAGAAUGUAUUGGUAAUUUCUCUAGCAUAAGCCGCCCCCCAACAACGUUUUAGAGAAUUUGGCAGUACGUCCAUCCGGUCACACAACCGCAGACCACGUGUAUGACAUCAUGUGGGUGAGCGGUUUGCUCAUGUCAACAUUGUGAACAGAGUGCCCCAUGGUGCCGGUGGGGUUAUGGUAUGGGCAGGCAUAAGCUACAGGCAAUGAACACAAAUGCAUUUUAUCAAUGGCAAUUUGAAUGCACAGAGAUACCGUGACGAGAUCCUGAGGCCCAUUGUCGUGCCAUUCAUCUGCCGCCAUCACCUUGUGUUUCAGCAUGAUAAUGCACAGCCCCAUGUCGCAAGGAUCUGUACACAAUUCCUGGAAGCUGAAAAUGUCCCAGUUCUUCUAUGGCCUGCAUACUCACCAGACAUGUCACCCAUUGAAGCAUGUUUGGGAUGCUCUGGAUCGACGUCUGCGACAGCGUGUUCCAGUUCCCGCCAAUAUCCAGCAACUUCGCACAGCCAUUGAAGAGGAGUGGGACAACAUUUCACAAGCAACAGCCUGAUCAACUCUAUGCGAAGGAGAUGUUUCACGCUGCAUGAGGCAAAUGGUGGUCUUGCUCCCUCAACGUGAGCAAGACAAAGGAGCCGAUUGUGGACUACAGGAAAAGGAGGGACGAACUCGCCCCCAUUCACAUCGACGGGGCUGUAAUGGAGCGGGUCGAGAGCUUCAAGUUUCUUGGUGUCCACAUCACCAACAAACUAUCAUGGUCCAAACACACCAAGACAGUCGUGAAGAGGGCAUGACAAUGCCUAUUCCCCCUCAGGAGACGGAAAAGAUUUGGCAUAGGUCCCCAGAUCCUCAAAAUGUUAUACAGCUGCAUCAUCCAGAGCAUCCUGACCAGUUGCAACACCACCUGGUACAGUGGGUAGUGCGUACGGCCCAGUACAUCACUGGGGCCUAGCUUCCUGCCAUCCAGGACCUCUAUACUAGACGGUGUCAGAGGAAGGCCCAAAACAUUUUCAAAAACUCCAGCAACUCAAGUCAUAGACUGUUCUCUCUGCUAACGCACGGCAAGCGGUACCGGAGCACCAAGUCUAGGUACAAAAGGCUCUAACAGCUUCUACCACCAAGCCAUAAGACUAAUGAACAAUUAACAAAUGGCUACCUGGACUAUUUACAUUGACCCCCCCCCCCCCCGUUUUUUUUUGUUACACUACUGCUACUCGCUGUUUAUUACAUUUACAUUUUACAUUUACAUCAUUUAGCAUCUAUGCAUAGUCACUUUACCCCUACCUACAUGUACAUAUUACCUCAAUUACCUCGACUAACCUGUACCCCCGCACAUUGACUCGGUACCGGUACCUCCUGUAUAUAGCCUCGUUAUAGUUAUUGUGUUACUUUUUUAACUUUAUUUAUUUAGCUAAUAUUUUCAUAACUCUUAUUUUCUUAAAACUGCAUUGUUGGUUAAGAGCUUGUAAGUACGCAUUUCACUGUUGUAUUCAGCGCAAGUGCAAGUGACAAAUACAAUUUGAUUUGACAACUGAUCACUUAGCUAUAUCUCAUUAUAAGAAUGUGUCAUGACGUGUCGCCAUGCAUCAAUUACAGUAUUGUGAUUUGAAUCAUUAGUGCUGUAACCUUUCUGUGUCAACCCAGUAAACUGUGUGCGUGGGUUAACUCCUGAGUGGCGCAGUGGUCUAAGGCACUGCAUCGCAGUGCUAAUGUGCCACUAGAUCCUGUUCGAAUCCAGGCUCUGUCGCAGCCGGCCGCGACCGGGAGACUCAUGGGCGCGCACAAUGGCCCAGCGUCGUCCAGGUAGGGGAGGGAAUGGCCGGCAGGGCUGUAGCUCAGUUGAUAGAGCAUGCGUUUGCAACGCCACGGUGUGUCUGGGUAUCUCCUGUAGAAAAUGGCCCUCAUGUUGAACUCUAGCUUUACAUUUACAUUUUAGUCAUUUAGGGUUAAGUGCCUUGCUCAAGGGCACAUCGACAGAUUUUUUCACCUAGUCAGCUCAGGGAUUAGAACCAGCGACCUUUCGGUUACUGGCACAACGCUCUUAACCACUAAGCUACCUGUCACCCCUAAGCUUUCCAUCCUCCUUGAACUCAUCUGUUCUUAUGGUGUUGUCCUCACAUCGGAUCACAGCAUACUAAUUUGGUGCGACACAACACAGACAAUACAAUUAGUCUCAAUUUCACUGGAAAGAUGGAAAUCAAGGUUUGCACAGAAUAAGAUCAAAUGUGAUCAGUCAAUGCAGGUACAACCACCAUUCUGUAAGGUGGUCAUGUCCGUUAAUGAUAAUAUAAUAACAAUGUCCCAGUGAUGUGUAUACCCGUCUGUUUAGGCUGGCUGAUUCCAGAGGAAGGUGGUCAUUAGACUGGGCUGGGAAAGACACUGUAAUUUAUGUUCUGGAAUCAUCUCAGGUAUCUUCCACUAUAAAAAUAUAACACAAAGACAGAAACACAACUGAUAAGUUAGCUUAGCUAUACCUCAUAAGAAUGUCAUAAGUCUCCAUGCAUAAAUUACAGUAUUGUGAUAAGCAGAUUCCAUGUGAGGCUAAGUUAUCAUGCUAUCACAACAUCCGACCUCUUACCUUCUUUUCCAUUCUGUCCCCCGACUACACUAGCUAGCCAUUCGACCACAUGCGCAUCCACUCAACCUUCCAUAGCAGUCUGCGCAGUGCGCUGUAGCUACACAUUGUGCCUCCACUUCUCCACAGCAGUGUUGCCAACUCCUCAGUAAGGAAAGUAGUUAUUGGCUGUCCUAAAAGUCGCUAGAAGUCGCUAAAUGACGUCAUCACAUAAUUUGCAUAAUUGGCCAUGUGCAUGUACUUGUGAUGGAUGCUUUAGGAGAGAGGAAUAAAAAAAAAACCUAAAUAUGUUUAGAACUACAAAUGAACUUUCUUCUGCCGAUUCAUGUUUUACAUUUACAUCCCACCCUGAAUGUAAGCCAGGGCGGGAUCAGCCAGCGGCGGCUUCCCGCAUGCGCGAUUCAUUUGCAGUCUGGACGUGGAGGGGUGAACAUCUCCUGCUCUGACUGCAGCUGGGAGGGACUGCUGCGUGAGGACUGGGCCGCCUGUGAGUGCUUUGGGACGGGGGUGACGGCAGCACCCGCUGCUCGUUGAGAAGAGUAAAAACGAUACGUGCUUUCACGUCAGUCUCCAAAAGUCGCCAAUAAUACCAGAAAAAGUCGCUAGAUUUGUCACUAGUCGAUUUUUUGAAAAUGUGUCGCUAGAGGGGUCUGAAUACACGCUAAAUAUAGCGACAAAGUCGCUAAAUUGGCAACACUGGUUUGCACUGAUAUUUCCAGUUACAAUCGUCCACUCUGCUCCCCUAGACCUAGCAAUCGGCGCUUCUGGUUCUCGCUAAAUGAGCAGUUUGAUUCUUCCGUUACAAUUGACAAACGUCACAUAUAACGCCUCAUACAAAUGGUCACGUAAUUCACGUAGUCGAGUGAGGCAAGCAAGCUUCCGGUUGCCUCACUCGACUACGUGAAUUACGUGACCAUUUGGUCCACAAUAGUUUAAACAAUGUCAGAUAUCCUGAGGUUGUUGGAGAUAUGUACAGGUGAGCCUUUUCCAUUGUAUGCAGUGAAUAUUACAACUUCAACGGAUAACCAAUAAGAAAAGCGUCUACUAAACGCCAGUCAAUUGCUCAUAACAGAGAGGAAGAGGCGAAGCGAGAGAUUUCACUAUAGCCAAAAUCUGUCCAAAAAUAAGCCCAAUGUGUUUCUAUGGGUUUAUUUUUGGACCUGAUCUUGUAGCCUGCCUUCCUGCCUUUGGGACAAUGACUCCCAUUGUUAGGGCGGAGACAUGAGCGUCUUGUCAUUAUAUAAAAUAAUCUAUGAGCAUGGGAUGAAUCAUACCCUUAUCUCGGUGUGGCCGGAUCAUUUUCCUCAAAAUUAACUGCAACAGCAACGUUAGGCUUCAAUCUCUUUUAAAACGUUUUAAAAGUGUGGAGGAUUACAACUAUAUUUGCAACGGAAUGACGCUGUGUGUUUUUCUGGGUGUUCUUUCAAUGUAUUACCUGCAGGUGUCGAGCUCUGCUGAGCACGGGUGUUUCUGCCAGGUAAUCAAUGUUAUACGGCUUCCAAUAUUUUGCUGCUGUCUGCUAGACAUUUCUAUUUGUUCGAUUUUUGUUGUGCUAUGACGAAUGCCUCCGAAACUUCACUUUUAUGACACAUUCUGGGAUAUUUUCUGAUUUUCAAUUAAUAGCCUACCCAUUGAUUCUUGAGGAAUAUAACAUAUAAAUGAGCUGGUACAACUACUGUCUUACUAUAUAAUAACCUAAAAUAGGUUGUAUGACUCCCAUUAUGUUUUGUUGUUCUUAGAGUCGCUGUAAACAAUGUAUAACUUAAAAAUAUGUUUACAACAGGGAUGGGCAACUGAUCAAUCAACAGUUAAAGGAAAACUCCACCCCCAAAAUAUUUUGCAUCAUAAGGGGAUGAUUUCUGUAUUUUGAAAGUUACACAACUUUAUUGCUGAUAAGCUAAACAUUUCGGGACUAUGUCAACAAUGGACUAAUGAAACAAAUACCAGAAUAUCGUUUUUGGGUGGAAUCGUCCUUUAAAAUAGUAGAAUACACAAGGUGCAAUUUUGGUUGUGCAUCAGCUGUUUUUCUCGUAAGGUCAGUCACUGACAGUCACUCAAUUAGCCCAUGUCAGCAAAACAUGUUUUAUAGAUUGGUAAAUUAGUCUAGCCAGCUAUCUAAACUUGUAGUAAUCAUGGUCGAAUUACUGACCAGGAGGGCUCCCAUUGAUUUUGUUAGUCACUCUCACAUAUAUAUAUAUAUAUAUAUAUAACAUAACAUUUCUCUCCACCCUAUGGCAAAAUGUGUAAAAUUGCAGGAAAUUAGCUUUAAAACAGAAACAUUUGAUCUGCGCCCCAUGACAAAAUGAGUAGAAUUGCAUGAAAUUAAUUAGAAAAUUGCUAAAUCUUCUCUCUGCCCCAUGGCAAAAUGUGUAGAAUUGUAGCAAACUUGCCUCAUGGCCCAAUUUUUUUUUAUCAACUGUCAAGAGGGGGGCCUCUAAAAUAUUUUUCUCGCAAGGUGGGUGCCUCCUCCUUAACAAAAUUUCACUUAGGGCCCCCAAAAGGCUAGGAACGGCUCUGACAGCAUGUGUGAGUAUGCAGACCAGUGAGCCACUGCGGCCCAUCAUGAGUUCCAAUUUUUUUUGGGGGGGCCCCCACCCCCAUUAAAGUUGUUAAUACCUGGUUUACAACUAUCAUGUUUACAUCAUGGACUGGCAGUAGUCUAUUAAUUAUAGGCCCUACAGUUGAAGUAGGCCUACAGUUUAUGAAGUACACAUUCUUUAUUUUAACCACAGGUGACCGGUAGCUUGGAUGACUGUGCUUGUGAUGUGGAGACAAUUGAUGCUUUCAACAAUGAGCAACUCUUCCCCAAACUUCAGAAGCUACUUGAGUCCGACUAUUUCAGGUUUUAUAAGGUAAGUCAGACUUCUCACACCUGCCAUUUCAUGUGUCCCAACUACAGAAUGUCAUGAUAAAAUCUCUAUGAUAUCUACGCCUUUGUUUAGGUGAACCUGAAUAAGCCAUGUCCAUUCUGGACAGACAAGGGCCUCUGUGGUCAUAAGAACUGUGCUGUGAUACCAUGUACACCAGUGAGUAUCUUUCUAACAUUGGCCUACCUCUGUCACUGAUCAAAUACGGAUUCAUAUAAGUUGAGUGCAUAGCAAUAGAACGGAUCUACCGCUUAUUAGACUUGCUUUCAAUGAGAAUGACUGAUCUAUAACUCACAUUUCUAUGUGCAUUUGGUCGGGUCGCCCAUAAAGAUGCAUAGUGGACCUUUUUUAAGAUUGUACUCCUGCUCCACAGAAUGAGGUUCCAGAGGGACUCAAAACAAAUGGCCACCACAGUAAGGUAAUAUGAUUAGGAACUUAAUGAAGGGGAAUUAUUUGAAAUGAUUAAAAGGGUCAUAUCACAUAGCUACUGUAGUGCACUUAGGCAAUUUAAAUAUGCUAAAACAGUUGAACUAAGUGUUUUGUCUGUGUAUGCGCGCAGUACUCAGCUGAAGCGAACAACCAGGAGUGUGAGAAGGCUGAGAAGCUUGGAGCAGUGGACAGCUCCCUCAGGUAAGUCACGAGUUUUAUGCCGAGUCUGAUGUAGCGUGGCGGCAGAUUGACGAGGGCGGCAUUUUAAAUAAUAAAACCUCACAUAAUUCUUCCCCAAAACAAUGACAAUUUCUCUCAACCAGUGGCAUAUGGGCUUUUUAGGUGAGCGCUGAUGUCGCUCUGUGAUAAGCAGGGGCGCAAAAUAUUUUGCUUGUCCAUUCCCAGCGUGCCGCUCCAGGGUGCUGUUGGAGAGACUCAUCGCUGCGGUGCUCUACCAACGUUUCGGCAAUUUUUUUUAAUCAAACAUAAAUCAUGUAGCAGAUAUAGGAUAUGGUAGAAAGAGGAUAUGGCCUUUUCUGUAGCCUACAGGCUGGAGAUAAAAUGUAUGCCAAUGUAAUGAGACAGACACUUUUUACAUCAUGCAGGUUUCGCCGAUCAAAUAGCCUAACCUAAAUGGCGCCCAAUCAAAUAAAAAAUGCGCUGGGCCUCCCGAGUGGUGCAGCGGUCUAAGGCAUUGCAGUGCUUGAGGCGUCAAUACAGACCCGGGUUCGAUCCCAGGCUGUGUCACAACUGGCCGUGACCGGGAGUCCCAUAGGGCGGCGCAACAAUUGGCCCAGCGUCGUGCAGGUUAGGGUAGGGUUUGGCCGGGGGGGCUUUACUUGGCUCAUCGCGCUCUAGCGACUCCUUGUGGCGGGCUGGGCGCCUGCAGGCUGACUUCGGUCGUCAGUUGAACGGUGUUUCCUCCGACACAUUGGUGCAGCUGGCUUCCGGGUUAAGCGGGCGGGUGUUAAGAAGCGCGGUUUGGCGGGUCAUGUUUCGGAGGACGCAUGACUCGAGCCUCUCCCGAGCCCGUUGAGAAGUUGCAGCGAUGAGACAAGCUCGUAAUUGGAUCGCAAUUAGAUAUUACGAAAUUGGGAAGAAAAAGGUGUGCUGACAUGUUAACAAUCAACAUAUCCUAAAACCAGGUCAAAGUAAAAUGGACAAAUGGAAUGGACAAUCAGGCAACUCGCAACUGCUGUCCAGGAGUUUCAGCCUGUGGGUUAAAUUGUCAUGACCAGUAGUUUAAAGUUUGUAUCUGUACAUUCUUGACAAGCUUAUCAUAGCGAAAAAGAAUAUACUUCUGCAUUUCCCGCUGUGUAAACACAUUGAUUCUCAUUGCAAAUAUGCUCAGGAUAACUCCUGAUUUAAGUUGGGUAGCUGAUAUUCAGAGAUUAAAUAGCCAUAUUGAUUAGUCACAGUAAUCAGGACUAAUAAAGCCAAUGCAACUGCCUGUUUUAGAAACGGUGGGCCUACCACAUGGAUGGGCAUUCAUAAAAUUCUAUUACGGGCCAACACUGUAGGCUACACCCCAGUAAGCACAGACAGACGUCUUUUGGACAUAGAUUUUUUGUUCUGGUCUGGACCAAAUCUGAACCAAUCAUGGAUGUCUAUGUUUGGUUCAGAUGUCUAUAAAUUACGUCUUUUCAACUUUCAUUCAGAACCGAAAAUGAACCUAACUUCAACAUCCGGAAAAUACUUAUUUUUCAACAUCCGUAAAAUACGUAUUUUCACCUUUCAUUCAAAACCUAAAAUGAACCUAACUUCAACAUCUGGAAAAUACGUAUUUGGCUUAUUGGGACUAUUCUAGUUUUGCGGAAGGCAGCUAUUAUUUUUUGUCUCUCCUAGGGCGGCAGAGCGGCCAGGACCGGGCCUGAUACUACUUCACCCCUUGUGUUGGAUCAAUAGCUUGACAUCCCUGUGGUUGUUUCUCUGUGCAGCGAGGAGACCAGGCAGGCCCUUGUGGAAUGGAACAAGCAUGAUGACGAAGCAGAGCGAUUCUGUGUGAUUGACGGUAAGCUAAACAUGUUCUCUUCUCAGUGAAGGAUUUUGUAGAAUUUAAAUAUUUUGAACGUUAAACUUGUCCAACUAUCUGUGAAGGACUGCUAGACUUUUAACAUUUAUUUGUGCCUGCGGCAACAGCCUUUCAUUCAAGAGGGAUGUUAAAGGGAAGACAUUUUAACAUAAAUCUUCCAUCCUCUUAGCAUCCUCUUGUGCUGUAGGCUACAGUAUGGUAGAAUAGAUGCAACAGACUCAUCCUCUUAAUGAAGGUUAAUUCAUAUGCUGUUUAUUCUAAGAUGAGGAGUCUCCUGAUUCCCAGUAUGUGGAUCUACUGCUAAAUCCAGAGCGCUUCACUGGAUACAAGGGGCCGGAAGCCUGGCAAAUCUGGAACAGCAUCUAUGAGGAGAACUGCUUCAAGUAAGACUUGGUUACACGUUAUAAUAACUUUCAUGAAUAAGUCAUUUUAAAUGCUUUAUACAUGUCAUACAUGCUUAUGAGUUGUAAUGCUUAUAAAUGUUCAUAAAUGCUUCUCUUGGAUGUGAAUCAGUUGCCUCUUAAACAAUGAAACGGCAUUGCAAUUUAGAUUUUGGAUGUUUACAGUAGGCUACAAUAUGAUUUUUCCUCAGACCAUACACUGUGAAGCGACCUCUAAAUCCUAUGGUAUCUUACAGUGGUAAGUCCACGUGAUUUACCCACUGUAGUAAUUCCAUGAUCUCCAAAUGCAAUAAAUACCUUUAAAGAAUAAGUGUCAAGAAUAUACAGUAUAUAUUUUGUGUUGCAACCAAAGACGUUCAUUUAUCUUUGUUUCUUUCCACUCACAGGAACUGAUGGUAAGUAUCAUGUUGUUUACAAUUAUAGUUAUUUUGGACCAUGGAAUGUUUGUUCAUUGAGCUCAAUGAGUAUCCCAUAAAAUCAAUAAUCUCAUGUCUUUGCAGGGAAGACAUUUUACAGUUGGCUGGAAGGUAAGCAUUUAAACACUUGUAACAUUGACCAAAACUCCUUCUAAACCAUUAUCAGGAGAGCGGCAGGUAGCCUAGCGGAUAGAGAGGUUUGAAUCCCAGAGCCAACAAGGUGAAAAAUCAGCCGAUGUGCCCUUGAGCAAGGCACUUAACCCUAAUUGCUGUGGAUAAGAGCGUCUGCUAAAUGACUUAAAUGUAAAUUAAUGACUUCCACUCUUUGGCCUAUGAAUAUCAUGAAGGACAAUGUUCUGACACAUUUACCCCUUUCACACUAUUGUGCCGUGCCGAGCUAUCUUGGUUACGCAUCUACCGUGCUGGAAAAGGACAGUAUGAAAAGAAAAUAUCAGAAGUCAACCUCAUAGUGUGAAAAGGGCUGCUAGGUUGACUGACCAAUGAGCCUCAGUUGUCUAUCCUCCCAGGCCAGUGUGUGGAGAAGAGGGCUUUCUUUAGGCUGGUCUCUGGGCUCCACUCCAGCAUCAACAUACACCUGAGUGCCCGGUACCUCCUGGAUGGUGAGUCACUCACACACACACACACACACACACACACACACACACACACACACACACACACACACACACACACACCUCCAGAGAGAGGAAGCUGGUUGGUACACUACAUGACCAAAUGUAUGUGGACACCUGCUCGUCGAACAUCUCACUACAAAGUUGGUCCCCCCCUUUGCUGCUAUAACAGCCUCCACUCUUCUGGGAAGGCUUUCCACUAGAUGUUGAAACAUUGCUGCGGGGACUUGUUUCCAUUCAGCCACAAGAGCAUUAGUGAGGUCGGGCACUGAUGUUGGGCGAUUAGGCCUGGCUCGCAGUCGGUGUUCCAAUUCAUCCCAAAGGUGUUCAAUGGAGUUGAGGUCAUGGAUCUGUGCAGGCCAGUCAAGUUCUUCCACACCGAUCUCGACAAACCAUUUCUGUAUGGACCUUGCUUUGUGCACGCGGGCAUUGUCAUGCUGAAACAGGAAAGGGCCUUCCGCAAACUGUUGCCACAAAGUUGGAAAUGCAGAAUCGUCUAGAAUGUCAUUGUAUGCUGUAGCGUUAAGAUUUCCUGUCACUGAAACUAAGGGGCCUAGCCCGAAUCAUGGAAAAACAGCCCCAGAUCAUUAUUCCUCCUCCACCAAACUUUACAGUAGGCACUAUGCAUUGGGACAGGUAGCGUUCUCCUGGCAUCUGCCAAACCCAGAUUUGUCCGUUGGACUGCCAGAUGGUGAAGCGUGAUUCAUCACUCCAGAGAACUCGUUUCCACUGUUCCAGAGUCCAAUGGCGGCGAGCUUUACACCACUCCAGCCGACACUUGGCAUUGCGCAUGGUGAUCUUAGGCUUGUGUGCGGCUGCUCGGCCAUGGAAACCCAUUUCAUGAAGCUCCCGACGAACAGUUGUUGUGCUGACAUUGCUUCCAGAGGCAGUUUGGAGUGUUGCAACCGAGGACAGACGAUUUUUACUACGUGCUUCAGCACUCGGCGGUCCCAUUCUGUGAGCUUGUGUGGCCUACCACUUCGCGGCUGAGCCAUUGUUGCUCCUAGACGUUUCCACUUCACAAUAACAGCACUUACAGUUAAUCGGGGCAGCUCUAGCAAGGCAGAAAUUUGAUGAACUGACUUGUUGGAAAGGUGGCAUCCUAUGGCGGUGCCACGUUGAAAGUCACUGAGCUCUUCAGUAAGGCCAUUCUACUGCCAAUGUUUGUCUAUGGAGAUUGCAUGGCUGUGUGCUCGAUUUUAUACACCUGUCAGCAACAGGUGUGGCUGAAAUAGCAGAAUCCACUAAUUUGAAGGGCUGUCCACAUACUUUUGUGUGUGUGUGUGUAUUUGGAUUUGUUAUUUUAGUCCUUCUCAUUCUUCAAUGCAGUAGUUUUCUUCUCCCUAUAACUUUAUUCAAUCCGAACCGCUAUGUGGAUUUUAGGGGUAAACUUAUGGAUACUUGUUUUGCCUUUUGGUUAAAUACCUAAUCCAGUUCCUAUUGAAUCUUUAAUCGACGUUUCUGCAUGUUGCCCAGAUGAACUGUUAUGCACAUAUUUACUUUUCACCUCUUUUUGUCUGCAAUGGAAAUAUUCCAUGGGAAUAUAUAUUGCAAUAUGUCCAUUGAUGAGGGGUGUAUCAAAGAACCUGUAAAGAAACAACUGCUAGCCCCAAACCCCUCCCCCCUAGACAGAUAGAUCUGAGAGGAUUGGACAAGAUGUAAGCAAGCCUAUCAGAGGGCAAGGUGGAGCUAUACUGCUUAAAUCAAAUCAUCUCAGCUCUACAAGUGUCUAGGGGGUAUUGGAUAGUGGUUGUUUCUGGACAGGGCCAAAGUCUCACCUCCCUCCUCCUCCUCAGACAACUGGUUCCAGAAGAAGUGGGGUCACAACGUCUCCGAGUUCCAGCAACGUUUUGAUGCCCAGCUGACCAACGGUGAGGGCCCAAAGAGGCUGCGCAACAUCUACUUCCUCUACCUGAUCGAGCUGCGUGCCCUGGCCAAAGUCCUGCCUCUUCUCCAGCGCCCCUCCUUCCAGCUGUACACUGGCCAACCCACCCAGGACAGACGACACAAACGCCUGCUCCUAGAGCUCCUCCAGGUGGCCAAGUGAGUGUACAGCAGGCAAAGAAUUACUGGGUCAAUCCAAUUAUGUACAACCACUAUACAGAAUGUAUAAAUAUGUCUUUGGUUUCCAGAUGAAUUAACAGUAUAUUGAUACACCAUGUUAAACAAACAACAUUAUACUAUAGCAGGGUUCCCCAACUGGUGGACUGCGGACCACAUUUUUUCAGCAGGUGGUUUUAUUUGGCACCCCUAGUUUUCGGAUAAAAAAAUAUUUAAAAAAAAAAAGAAAUAUGUUGGACAUAAAAGACAUAAAAACACCAGGAAAUCAGUUUCAAGUGAUUGUCAUUUUAAGAAAUAUCUUCCCAAGUGUUCCCACGCAUAAUAGAGACAAGUGAUCAUAAACAAAGGUAAGCAAGGUUUGAAAUGAUUGUUUUAGUCAAACAUAUCGGUUUGGGCUUCUUGCGGUCAAUUUGCAAUCUACAAAUUAUUUGUAAUUAUGUUCCGGCCCCCUGACCAUCUGCUCAAGAAACAAAUUGGCCCCGCGGCUGAAUCUAGUUGAUAAUCUCUGUACUAUACAGUAUUAUUCAUGCAGUCUUCACAAGCACUCCAUAUAUGCUUCAUAAAUCAUGUGUAAGCAAAAUCAUAUUACAUAAAAGGUGAUGUACUCUAAAGGUAUGUGCUUGUGUUGUAUCAUCGCAGUGAAACACUCUUAACACCCCUUCAGGUCUUUCCCUUUGCACUUUGACGAGACGUCUCUGUUUGCUGGGAAUAAGGAGGAAUCUGCCAAUCUCAAGGUCAGUAUGCUAUAGGCCUACAGUAUAGUACUCUUAGAACACAUUUAACUCUCUGGACGUUAUGUAGUCAUGUCUGUUGAACUACUCAACCACUAUCUGUGCUUCUCUUUCUGUUGUUAUUUCUCUCUCUCUUUUUCUUUUCGUUGACGUCAGGAGGAUUUCAGGCUGACCUUCCGCAACAUCUCCAGGAUCAUGGACUGUGUGGGAUGCUUUAAGUGCAGGCUCUGGGGCAAACUACAGGCGAGUGAACAGGAGAGUCCUCUUAACUGUGUGUGUGAUAUUUGACUGCUCAGACCUUUAUUGUGGUGAUACAAAGAUCUAUUUUAGUUAGUGAGGUAAUGUUGUUAUUAUACUGUAUUGUAGAGACCUCGACCAAUGUAGAGGGAUUGAGGUGACUUGGGUUGUUAUGAAUGCUAUAAGUAUGCUCUCUCACUCCAUGCAGACUCAGGGGUUAGGCACAGCCCUGAAGAUCUUGUUUUCCGAGCGACAGAUCGAGGCUCUGCCCAAAUCCAGCAGUGCCCGGCUCACUUUCCAGCUCAGUCGCCAAGAGAUAGUGUCCCUCCUCAAUGCCUUUGGAAGGUACAAUAGUCCCUGGCAUAGAAUUAGAUAUACUAGAAAAGACAUGCCAGUUCAAAUCAACAUAAUAUAUAUGGCCCCCAGUCCUUUUAACUUUCAACCACUCUUAACUCUACUCAAACCCAUUUCAUACAGCAACUUCCCUGUGUAAAAUAAAAGGUUUACAUUUUGUUUUUCAGGAUUUCAACAAGCAUCAGAGAGUUGGAGAACUUCCGAUCACUGCUGUCUAAGGUCCGGUAGCCUGAACCCACACAUCCCUACAGAGAGCCACAUACCCACAAAAGAAUGACCAGGCUGAUUUGAAAUUAUUCAAAAUGCAACAACCGCAUCAGCAUGUAGCUGCGGUGUUUGGGGCUGCUGAAAGACACAAGUGAAAGUCCUGACAAGUGACUUACAAGGGAUCUAACUAAACAAACAAAGGAACAUGGACAGUAGCCAAUCCCCUUUGAGCUACUUGGCAAUUAGGGUGUUUUCACACCUAGUUUUGAGCUACAGUUCGAAUCAGAGUUCGAGUAUUUGUUCCAUUGUAUUUUUUUAAUUUGGUCCUGUUGGUUUCAUUGCCAAAUGUCAAAUGAACUAAAAUUCCUAAACAAAACCACCUGUCCAUGCAAGUCAUUUGUUUAUUGGACAAAGAUGCUCACGUUAAAUCAAUCUAUGAUUAUCAUGAAGCAUCACUUGUGUGUCCCAAUCUUCAUAUUAUUUUCACUUUGGUCUUCCAAAAACAUGCAGCAAUAGCUGCUCUAACUGCUAUGUGAAUAGGCAAUAUUCAGGAGCCUAUAUCCCCAGUAUAGCCCCAUCUACCCUAAUCUGCAUCAGAUGCACUCAUAAAUGCGCUGCAACUCAGAGAAUGUUUCAGAGAUAACAAGUUGUGAUGAUGCGUGCAUUUCAUCAAAUGGUCGCAGUCAAACAACCAUGAAUAGUGCGCGACUCUGGUUAUUUUCCUGUGUUUGGUCUGGACUGCGUUCUCACCUGCAGCGAACCUCACCACGGUACGAAUUGAAUCGGAAAAACCGCUCCAAACCAAUUGAGUGUGAAAGCACCCAUAGAUACUGUAUCAGGGUAAAAAAAAUAUAUAUACUUUGCACCAUUUUGCUUCCACAAUGGGUUUAUUGGCGAGUGGUUGACUAUGUUGCCCACAUCAAACAUACAUAUGUAAAACACAUUGACCAAUCAUUGAUAGAAGUUUGACACUCCUCAGGGCCUUUCUAAGUGCUUAUCCACUUGUUUCUCAAUAGCCGAUUGGCUGUAAGGCAACUGAAUGUAAUGUCAUGUUUUCUUUGAAAAAAUAAACAUUGGCGUGUCCUACACCGUCUACAUAAAGAGUGCACACCCUUUUGGUGAGGGAAAAGAUAAUAUACAAAUGAAAAAGAAAGUUGCACACAUCUCUUCUUGCUGUAAGAGUAAGUAGCUUUGUCAGAAAGGCCCCGAUCUCCUGUUUCUGUAGCAGUUUGAUGAACAAGUAGACCC
Molecule: messenger RNA, 17308 nt
Organism: Coregonus sp. 'balchen'
Lineage: Eukaryota; Metazoa; Chordata; Actinopteri; Salmoniformes; Salmonidae
Source: the annotation of a GenBank genome assembly